AUGAAGGAGCCGCAGGCAAGUCACUGCUGCCUAUCCGCCCUUCCCCGGGUGCAGUGGCAGUCCGUGAGGUGGCCCGACAACUCCACGUUCGAAGGACUGGUCAAGGACGAUAAGUGCCACGUGCGAGGCGUUUUCAAGUAUUCCAAUGGGGACAGAUAUGAGGGCGAGUUUGAAGAGAACAACAUGAGCGGGUUUGGCGUGUAUGUAUGGGGCCAGGAGGGUAGUGUAUACCGCGGGCAGUGGAGGAACAGCAUGAUGAAUGGUUGCGGCGUGAAAAUCACCAAGCAGCCCUCGGGCGGUUACCUGGCUGAGGAGGGGAAGUUUGUGAACGAUGAGUGGGUGGGGGAUGUGAUGGGGUGUUCCAUCGAGCAGGCGCGGGCGGCGGCGGCAGAGGCGGACACGGCGGCACAGAUGGCUCGAGUGUUUGAGCAGCUGGGCGAUGGCGGGGCGAUCAAUGAAGCGGCCGCCAAAGCGCAGGAGGCGGCGGCGACGGCGGCGGCGACGGCACUGCAGGCUAAGAGCCGGCGGCAUCAGCGUCAGCAGCAGCAGCGCGCAUCAGCAGAAGUGCUGGCAACCUCUCCUGCUGCAGCAGUAGCAGCAGCAGCGCCUGACAGCACACCUGCUGCCGAUAUGGCUGCUCGACCAUCAAACACAAAGGGCCUGGUGCAGCACGCCACGCAAGGCGGGACAGCAGAAGCUGCAACAGCGUCCAGCCUGAUGUCCCAGCUGAUCCAGUGA
Messenger RNA from Chlorella variabilis, 738 nucleotides. RefSeq lists its product as hypothetical. The transcript has 8 exons. NCBI's taxonomy places the organism in Eukaryota, Viridiplantae, Chlorophyta, Trebouxiophyceae, Chlorellales, Chlorellaceae. Gene Ontology annotation, cellular component: cytosol. The record is from RefSeq and is a predicted model, not a curated record. The coding region runs from base 1 to 738 and encodes 245 amino acids.